Messenger RNA from Closterium sp. Yama58-4, 687 nucleotides. The record is from the annotation of a GenBank genome assembly. NCBI's taxonomy places the organism in Eukaryota, Viridiplantae, Streptophyta, Zygnematophyceae, Desmidiales, Closteriaceae.
AUGAAGACCCCCCUUUUGUGUGGUUCUUCUCCCCAUGUGGUUCCUCGUCCCGCCAACAAUGAAGACCUCCCGUGUGGUUCCUCUUCCCGUGAGGUUCCUCUUCCCAUGUGGGUCCUCUUCCCGUGUGGGUCCUCUUCCCGUGUGGGUCCUCUUCCCGUGUGGGUCCUCUUCCCGCCAACAAUGAAGACUUCCCGUGUGGGUCCUCUUCCCUCCAACAAUGAAGACUUCCCGUGUGGGUCCUCUUCCCGUGUGGGUCCUCUUCCCGCCAACAAUGAAGACUUCCCGUGUGGGUCCUCUUCCCGUGUGGGUCCUCUUCCCGCCAACAAUGAAGACUUCCCGUGUGGCUCCUCUUCCCGUGUGGGUCCUCUUCCCGUGUGGUUCCUCUUCCCGUGUGGGUCCUCUUCCCGUGUGGUUCCUCUUCCCGUGUGGGUCCUCUUCCCGCCAACAAUGAAGACUUCCCGUGUGGGUCCUCUUCCCGUGUGGGUCAUCUUCCCGCCAACAACGAAGACUUCCCGUGUGGGUCCUCUUCCCGUGUGGGUCCUCUUUCCGCCAACAAUGAAGACUUCCCGUGUGGGUCCUCUUCCCGUGUGGGUCCUCUUCCCGCCAACAAUGAAGACUUCCCGUGUGGGUCCUCUUCCCGCCAACAAUGAAGACUUCCCGUUUGGGUCCUCUUUCCGCCAACAAUGA